AACAAUUGAGUUAGUUGUGCAGGGUUCUUUUCUUUUUCUUCUUCUGUUUCCCCCCACCCCUCCCUUUGUUUGGAGCAUGAGCUAACACCACAACUGACUGUUACUUCCUGGCCCCGGUUUCAUGCAUGUAGGGGGAGAGAGACAAGUCGAUGCCAGCAGUAGCCGGAGGACCUCAGCUUCUUCUUAUACUCCUUCGCGAAAAGAGAGCUCCAAGGCACUGGAGAAGAACCGGGAGCUGCUGAUCGCAAAGACCUUCCAAAGGCCCAGAUGAAGGAGCCCAGAUGAGUAACGCCACGUGCAAUUCCACGGCCAUGCAAUACAAAGACAGCCAGCAUCUUCUGGUUGCGGUAUACAGCACCGUCUUUAUCAUAGGCAUCCCAACCAACUGCUUAACUGCCUUCUUGACGCUCGUUCAGAUUCGCAAGGGAACCAUCGCUGCCGUCUACCUCUUCGGCCUCUCCCUUUGCGAACUGAUGUACCUGUGCACCCUCCCUCUUUGGAUCCUGUACGUACAAAACGGCCGCGAUUGGAAGCUGGGGGACCUAUCUUGCCAGGUGACAGGAUACAUCUUUUUCUGCAACAUCUACAUUAGCAUUUUAUUGCUGUGUUGCGUCUCUAUCGACCGCUACGUGGCGGUCGUGUACGCGCUGGAAAGUAGAGGGAUACGGCGCCAGAGGACGGCUGCGAUAGUCACCACCUCCCUCUUUGUCACGGUUGCUGUGAUCUAUUGCCCCGUUUUUUUCCAGGAAGAAAUACAGCAAACGAAGAGCAAGAUCUGCUUUGAAACGCCGCUCAACCGCCGUAUAGCCUAUUACAACGUGGCACGGUUCUUUGUGGGCUUCCUCGUUCCAUUCACUCUGCUCCUUUUCAUGAACUACCGGAUCUUCCGGUGUAUCAAGAGCAGCUGCAGCCUCAGCCCACCCCAGAAAACAAAAGUGAAGCACCUGGCAAUUGCCAUCAUUGCCAUAUUCCUGGUCUGCUUCGCCCCUUACCAUGUGGUGCUCCUCAUCAGGUCCGGAGUCUACUUUCUCCGCCCAGCGGAGAGCUGCAGUUUCGAGAGAGGCGUCUACACGAUCUCUGUAGUGUUCCUCUGCUUCUCCACCGCCAACAGUGUGGCCGACCCCUUCCUCUACGUGCUGGCUAGCGAGAACGCCAGGCGUGAAAUUUGCCGGGCUUUCGCGGCGUGUGGGAUUUCGCUGUCCAGCAGCUCCAAGACGGACAGCAGCAAGGCCGACGAUUCCCAAAGGCCGCCGAAGGAGAUAGGAAAUAAAGAGGGCAGGUAGCACCACCUCCUCUGCAGAACUUGUUUGUUAAAAAGCAAGUGGGUGGGAGGCAAUGCCUUCAUCUUCCCCUUGUGUCACUUGGGCUGAGUCACAACUUGCCCACUUUGGGGGAUAAGCACUGCCCAGUGCACAGUGCGGUCUCGUUUGCAUUGUGCGCGAUGAAUCGCCCUUUCAGCAAAUCCUGGCUGUUUUGCAUAUCAGGAUGAUGUCAUGAUGUCGUGAUUUGCAGCUGAAUCUGGGGAAUGCUUGUUGAUGCACCAGUGAAGGACCCCACAACACUGGGAGACCCUGCUGGUGAGGAAGCUGGCGUCGCUUGUGCAUGGUUUCUUAUUUAUUGUCCCCUGUACCAAGAGGAAAGGGUUGGAUUACAGCAGUUCAAGAGAAUUCUAAAUGCAGAGAGGAAACUAUUGCAUUACCUCUUUGGGAUAUCCUUUUUUUGUGUGCGAUAUUGGACCUUGUACAAAAACUCACAAGUUUGU
This is a messenger RNA of Podarcis muralis (Common wall lizard), 1762 nucleotides long. RefSeq names its product G protein-coupled receptor 132 (gene GPR132). Gene Ontology annotation, molecular function: G protein-coupled receptor activity. Gene Ontology annotation, cellular component: membrane. The record is from RefSeq and is a predicted model, not a curated record. Gene Ontology annotation, biological process: G protein-coupled receptor signaling pathway; negative regulation of G2/M transition of mitotic cell cycle; G1/S transition of mitotic cell cycle. NCBI's taxonomy places the organism in Eukaryota, Metazoa, Chordata, Lepidosauria, Squamata, Lacertidae.